GCUGGGCUUUCCUCAGUACAGUCCUGCUGCUCCAUAAUGCACACGUUACAGUAGCGAUGGGUGUGCGCCCACAAAGCCUUCAAGCAAAGAAUCUUCCUCCCCUGCUUUCCCCACCAGCUGUUGGUCAGCCGUGUGUCAGAUGUUCCAGCACCCGAGUUUCUUUCAGUUUCUCCCCACCGGUGUUCAGCUGCGCCCUGAAUCGCUGGAGGACCUUUCCUCACUCUGCAGCGAUAAACAAAGAGACUGAGUGCAGAGAGCAGAGAGUGUGUGUGUGUGUGUGUGUGAUGAUGUUGCCUCUGGUAACAGAUAGAGAGCGCCAUCGUGACAACACCCAAGCCCUCCAUUUCUUUUAUCUACCUCCGCUUUUGAUAGUCAGAGGCCCUUCAUGUGACUCUUCCUGGUGCGCUCGCAGCAUGAGGGAGGAGAGGAGGCUCCCUCUGAGGACCGACGCCACUUCCCAGCUAAUAGCGGGAGCCGAAGGAGAAGUGUGCAAAGUCCGUUUGGAGGGAAAGGCGGGCUGAAGCCUCGGGCUAAAUGUUUAUACACCGGAGGAAGUAAUUAUGGAGCACAGUUUGAAGUUGAUGAACAUUUCUCUCUGUAAGAUUAGCAGUGAGGGAAGAGGGGGAGGCUGAGAGUCGGUAGGAGGGAGCGAGGAGCAGGCGGCGGUGAUCUGUCUUGCUUCUCCUCCCUGUAAAUCAGGAGUCCAUAUUUAGUCGGAGGGAGGGAGGGCCUAGCGCUAAUGUAAAUAAAGCUGGGAGAGAGCCGCGGGGAGAGAACAUCAACUCUAAUGUUUGAGUUUAUUGUCCGGCGCCGCAGUCAGCGUGGUCCCUUGGAAAAGACAAGGAAAGGGGCUUAAAGGUUUUAAAUAAAGAUUAAAAGCCUGAUGGAGCGAUUGUUGUGUUGACCUUUUGAACUUUUGGGAUUUUGAAAGGAGCAUUCUUGAGCGUUUUGACAGAGGUUCGUGGAGUGUCGCCCGGCAGGCGGAACCCUUACAAAUGCCAUGCAGCGAAAAAGUCCAGUUUGAAGGUUUAUUUGAGAAAGCAGAAAGAAGGAUAUCGUAGACUCCUCCUUGGACCAAAGUCAUCGAAGACAGAAGCGAGCGAGGGCCGCCGACCGUCCUCUGGUCGCCAUGAGCGAGCGACGCCACGAUAGCUCCGACGAGGAGCAGGCGGAAGCUGAGGAGAAGCCUCGGGAGCGAAGGGGGACCAGGCUGCCUAUUAUUCAGCUCCUGCCCAGGUCCAAGGGGGGCUCCCCGGGAGGGUCGCCAAAAAUCUCACCCAAAGACUCUCCGCGCGGGUCUCCUCGAAACUCCCCGCUGCUGUUCAGGAAGCUGCUGAUGAACCGCAGCAUCAACCUCCAGAGGCGCCGCUUCACUCUGGCCCACACGCCCAGUUUCGAUGUGGAGAACGGCUUGGCAGUGGGGCGCAGCCCCCUGGAUCCCCAGACCAGCCCUGGCUCUGGAGGUCUGGUCUUACAGGCCAACUUUCCCCACAGCCAGCGGCGGGAAUCCUUCCUCUACCGCUCCGACUCUGACUUUGACCUUUCACCCAAAGGUCCUUCCAGAAACUCCUCCGCUGCCAGUGACCUCCUCAAUCUAAAUACCCACUGGGAUACGAAUAUAAGGGAAGAAAGCUUGAAGCACUGGGAAGUCAACUGGUUGUCAUCUCGACACACAGAAGACAUGAUUGUGACGCCAUUUGCACAGGUCCUUGCCAGCCUGAGGACAGUCAGAAGUAACUUUGCUGUCAUAACAGACCAGCAAGAUCGCACAGCCAGCAAGACGCGAUCCUCAGGCAGCAACCCACCAUCCAUGUGCAAGACCAGCCUCGCAGAGGAGCCUCACCAGCAGCUGGCCAUAGAGACGCUGGAUGAGCUGGACUGGUGUCUGGAACAACUAGAGACACUGAAAACCCGGCACUCUGUCAGCGAGAUGGCUUCCAACAAGUUCAAGAGGAUGCUGAACCGAGAGCUCACCCAGCUGUCAGAAACCAGUCGUUCGGGGAACCAGGUGUCUGAGUUCAUCUCUAGUACCUUCUUAGAGAAGCAACAUGACAUGGACAUCAUGUCUCCCCCCACCAAGGAGAAGGACAAGAAGAAGCGGCCCAUGUCCCAGAUCAGCGGUGUGAAGAAGGCCACCCACAGCCCCAGUCUCGCCCCCUCCACCAUCCCUCGCUUUGGGGUCAACGCCAGCCAGGAAGGGCUCCUGGCCAAGGAGUUGGAGGAGGUUAACAGGUGGGGCAUUGACAUCUUCAAGGUCUCUGAGUAUUCUGGGAAUCGCCCCCUGACGGUCACCAUGUACACCAUCUUUCAGGAACGCGACCUGCUGAAGUCCUUUAAGAUUCCAGCGGACACUUUCAUUACCUUCAUGAUGACUUUGGAGGAUCAUUACCAUGCCGACGUGGCCUACCACAACAACAUCCACGCGGCAGAUGUGGUCCAGUCCACCCAUGUCUUACUGUCCACGCCUGCUCUGGAGGCUGUGUUUACUGAUCUGGAGAUCCUCGCCGCUCUGUUUUCAAGCGCCAUCCACGAUGUGGAUCACCCUGGAGUUUCCAAUCAGUUUCUCAUCAACACCAACUCGGAGCUGGCCCUGAUGUACAACGACUCCUCGGUGCUGGAGAAUCACCAUCUGGCCGUCGGCUUCAAGCUUCUGCAGGAAGAUAACUGUGACAUCUUUCAGAACCUCGGCAAAAAGCAGAGACAGUCGCUGCGCAAAAUCGUCAUCGAUAUGGUGCUGGCCACAGACAUGUCGAAACACAUGAAUUUACUGGCAGACUUGAAAACCAUGGUGGAAACCAAGAAAGUCACCAGUCUAGGAGUCCUUCUGCUGGACAACUACUCAGACCGCAUACAGGUCCUUCAGAACAUGGUGCACUGUGCCGACCUAAGCAACCCCACCAAGCCUCUGGAGCUUUACCGUCGGUGGACGGACCGCAUCAUGGUGGAGUUUUUCACCCAGGGGGACAGGGAGAGGGACAAGGGCAUGGAGAUCAGCCCCAUGUGUGACAAACAAAACGCCUCAAUAGAGAAGAACCAGGUGGGUUUCAUUGACUACAUUGUUCAUCCUCUGUGGGAGACGUGGGCCGACCUCGUCCACCCCGACGCUCAGGAGAUCCUGGACACCCUGGAGGAUAACAGAGAGUGGUACCAGAGCAUGAUCCCCCACAGCCCCUCGCCCCACCCGGAGGACCAGCAGGAAGGAGCCCGCGCCGGGGAAUCCUCAGCGCUCAUCGGGGGCGGAGGCUCCGUUUCGGCCGACAAGUUCCAGUUUGAGCUGACAUUGGAAGAAGAGCGAGAGUCUGAUACAGAGAGUCCACCCGAGGAAGAGGAGGGCUUUAGCAGCAGUAGAGGGACUGAACUCUCCAGAACUGAUUCUGGCAGCAGGUGCGAUGCGGGAUCUGCUACGACUCGCCUACUCACCAAAAAGCUCUCUACAGAUUCGGGCAGGACGUUUUCUUUAGACUCUGAUAUGGCCGAAGACAGAGAAGCAGACCAGGAAGGCGUCUCUGGCGUACCACGCUUCCGACUUGGCACAUAGCACCCGUCAAAAGUUGUAUUUCUUUUGGCCUUUUGUUUGUCUUGCCUCCUCCUGUCACUCUCCUUCUCCCAUUCCAAUCCAGCACCACCAACUCUGGCUCCCGAGGUCAGGGGCACCGCGACCCUCGCGACGGGGAGUGCGGGUGGGGUUUGGGAGGAGUUAAGACUGUCUGCAGUUCUACACUGGAGGGAGACAGUCGCUGUUCCAAUAGAGGACAGGAAGUCCGGCGUUCCGGAGCAGUCCCUUUUCGUUCUGUGUCUCUCAGUCAGACAUACUGUGGAUAGAGUUCUACGGGGACAACAAGCCCGUUAACGGCCAACUCAAGCUGUACUACAACAAACGACAAAGCGGUCUUCCUCUUUUGUGAAGAAAUUGAGGAUGGGAUGAAUGAGCAAAAAAAUAGUAAACACACAACAACAUCUUGUAAGACAUUUUGCCAAACUUACACUUUAAAGGGUUUUGCAUGCAUUUGUUUAUUCUGUUAUAUUUUAUUUAGGUUCACAUGCAGUGAAAUACAUUGAAUGAAGAUACAGUGAAUAGACUACGAAACAGUGUGAGCAGCAAAUUAAUGGCAGAAAGGAACUAUGCAGGAUUCUUUAAAUGUAGCUGACAUUUUGAGUGAUUAUUGUAUAAGUAGCCCUCCUUUCAGGUGACGUUGCACAGCCCAUUUAAUUUUAUUCAGCAAUCAUUUUCAGAAAGAUUUAACCAUAACAAAGUAGCCGACAUUUAAUGCUUACUAUUUCCAUUUUUUGUAACUAAUCAAUGAUAGUGUCAGCGGCCAAUCUGAGCCAGGGUCAGUGACGCGUUGUAUAGUCAACGAAUUACAUCCAAAGCAAUGAGAACUAUGCACAUAGCGCCUCCCAGUGGUGAUAAGUGGGACUGACGUUCUGGCAUUGGAGGUAAUUCUUGCAAUGUGAACAAAUGCAUUUAAGACGUAUUUCACUGUAGGACUCCCCAAAAUAUCAGAUAUGUUUCAGUUUUAUUUCUCUUUUAUUUGUGUUGUCUUUUUUUUGUCGCUUAUUUUGUCGUUCUUCGCAUUCUGCACCCCUUUUAUCAGUUUGCCUUCAAGUUUAGCACUUUACGGUUUUAACUAGCCCUCAUUGUGUUUUUUAAGGGCUUGAGCGAAGACAUGAACUCAUUGAAGGCUGUUGACAAAAAAAAAAAAACCUGUUUCAUUUGCUGCCAAGUAACCAGCACGGACAUCAUGCAAAAACUAAACGCUGCAGCACGGCCAUGAAUACUACACAAUAUGUUACACAGAGCAUCAACCUCCUAAAAUGCAGUUUCUUGAAACAUCCACUUGCAUACAUUUCUAAACUGACAGCGGCAGUGUGUUAGAAACACAAGGGUUUAAAAAGAAGCAUGGUAGCAUCAUUAUAACUGCAAAAAGAAAAUAAUUGAGGAGACUGUUUCAUAUGCCACAUUUUUCAUCUUUUUUCUCUCAUUGAUCAAUAUUUCGCUCUUCACAGGGACAAAGUCAAUGACAAAACAAGUGCCAAGCAAGCAUGACACAACCCGUACUGUAAUUUCCAUUUUGCCACUGGCUACUUUCCAUCAGCGACUGAUAAAGUUGGUUGAUUGUAGCACUCUGUGUGCCAAUCUGACCCCAGUGAUUUUUGUCCUUGUUCAAACAGUAACUGUAACUGAAAUUGAUAUUUUCUUAAACCAAUGAUGUGUUUUUGUGUGUGCGAUUGAAUGACUGGGUUGACUUUUUUAAUGUGUUUGCUAAGAAAAAACCAAAGCACUUUGUAUGGUACUUUACAGUUCUGCACUUCCAGUACAGUUGAACAUGUAUGGUGACUGUUUUUUUUAGCAAAUAGCCGGGUGGUUGAAUGGAAUCGUGUGGGCUGGACCACUACAGCUCUCAAAGGUCACAUGUUGGAGGGGUUGAAGUUUGUUUUUGUAAUGGACGUGUCAUUGGCUGCAGGAUUUAAAUAAGAAGAUAGAGAUAAUUUACUAAACUUAGUCUGAGGAGAAAUUUUGUAUUCAAUUACCAUGAAACAGAGUGAAUCCCGUGUUAAUGUGUGAACAAGCUGAACAGUUUUUGACGCCUUAUUUUCAAAGUUGGCUUUUUUUUUUCCUUCACUGUCAUGCUGGAUUAAACAUUUGCAAUCCUUUCGGUAUCCAUUAACAGCACCAAGGAUGCCUUCAAUAUUAAGGUCUAUUUAACAGCUUAAAAGCACAACAUGCAAACAUUAGUUUGUCUCUCUGAAUGCCACUAAUUGUUGGAUUUUGUUCACAGUUUUCUUCACAGCUCUUCGUGUACAUUUUAUUUAUUAUUUCUAUAUUAUCUGUCAGAAAACAAUGGAACAGUAGUUUUUUUUGUCGGAGGUGUAGUAUAACUUAAUGUUUAGAAAGUCACACGGGACAAAUUUCAACCAUAACUCAGCUGUUUUCCUUCUCGUUCCAUUACUUUAUUGCUUGCAAAUAAUGUGAUACAUACGCAAAAAUACUCACUUUCAUGUUUUUCUUUGUAUAAAAAAUGUUUAGUGACAGAUUUCUGUAUGAGUUUUCUGAAACAUCUCUCCCGUCUUCCUCAGUUUUCACAAUCACGUGAUCUUACAGUAAGUGUGCUAAUCUCAGACGUGUUUCAUGUGAUUCAUAGUGAAGAUUAUUUAGUCACAGAACUUCAAGUCAUCCUAUCAGUAUUUCCGUUUUUAGACAUAGAACAAAGAUCAUGAACUACGACUGCAGCGUUGACAAUCCCAACUGUUAGCCCUCUCUCCAACUAGAACUGUAUGCCUUGCCAAUAAAAAAAAAAACUAUUCACUCUAA
Molecule: messenger RNA, 6313 nt
Organism: Gasterosteus aculeatus aculeatus (three-spined stickleback)
Lineage: Eukaryota; Metazoa; Chordata; Actinopteri; Perciformes; Gasterosteidae
Source: RefSeq, a predicted model, not a curated record